Messenger RNA from Cercopithifilaria johnstoni, 339 nucleotides. NCBI's taxonomy places the organism in Eukaryota, Metazoa, Nematoda, Chromadorea, Rhabditida, Onchocercidae. The record is from the annotation of a GenBank genome assembly.
AUGCCAAAUAAUGCUCAGUAUAAUUUAGUGAUAAACGAAAACAGUGAUUUUGAAUCAAAUAAUCACAGUGAUGAUUCACAUACAACAGAGAUGAAUGAAAGCAAUUUGAAGAAUCAGAAUGUGCCACAAAAAAUGCGUUUAUUGAAAAAUUCGGUAAAGAAACCGGAUGAUAUCAGGAAAAUUACCGAUAAGCUAGAAGAAUUCAAUAAAAAUAAUGAAAUAUCGAAUAGUCCAAUAAAAACUUCACGACCAAAAAUUGAGGAAACUGAAAUGCCAACAAAAGAGUAUGGUGUUGGUCGAUCAUCUGGUGGUACUUUGAAAAAAGGCGUUUUUCACUAA